Messenger RNA from Drosophila rhopaloa, 690 nucleotides. RefSeq names its product probable chitinase 10. The transcript is spliced from 3 exons. The coding region runs from base 55 to 576 and encodes 173 amino acids. Lineage: Eukaryota; Metazoa; Arthropoda; Insecta; Diptera; Drosophilidae. The record is from RefSeq and is a predicted model, not a curated record. Gene Ontology annotation, cellular component: extracellular region. Gene Ontology annotation, molecular function: chitin binding.
GCUAUAUAAGCACGGAAAAGGUUGUACUUUGGCAGAACUACCACAUUUAAUAACAUGGAAGGGGUUCAUAUUAUUCGAUUUUUUGGAUUGUUUGCACUUCUUGUAAGUGCGAUGGCGUCGUUAGAGGAAGAUACUUCCAUUGAGGUUUCAUCAUAUGAAACUUCCACCGAAAAUACGGAGAUUCCUACGACAACGUUGCCAACACCAGUCCUGUGUGAUGAUGGAGAUUUAUUUCUUCCAGGACCUGACUGCAGGCAGUACUAUCAAUGCGUGUACGGUGAGGGAAUUUUGAAAAUAUGCCCCGACGGGCUAUAUUGGGAUCCUGAACUAAAUGUGUGCGCCUGGGACUCGCAGUACUGCAGCGACGAAGGAAACGAGACCACAGAGUCUCCAUCAUUGAACUGUGCAUCGGGAUUGCCAUUUUUACCCUAUCCGCCCGAUUGCACCAAAUUCAUCCAGUGUGUUUAUAAUAUUGGGUUCAAACUGAGCUGUCCAAACGGACUGUACUGGAACCAACCUCUUCAGGCGUGUGACUAUACUUGCGACAAUGGAAUCGAACUCUCUGAUGACUACUAGGUGCAAUAACCGCCAUUAAAUGAGGUAGUAUUUCGUUACACACGAAAAAUGUAUACACAUAAUAAACAAAAUAAAGGGAAAUCAUUGAACGUAAUUGGUUUUCAGUAGACGGCA